AAAGGAUUAAGGAUACAUAUAUAUCAUAAGAUAAAUAGAUAUAUAUGCCAAAUAUAAAAAUCAUAAAGUGAAUAAGAAUAUUUAAUUUCAUUUAAUUAAAUCUUUAUUAAUUAUUAAACAAGCUCAAAAUUAAAAUAAUAAAAUAAAAUAAGUAUCAAAAUGUCACUUUUUAAUUAGAAUUAAGGAGUCUAAAUUGGCGGGUAAAAGCCAGGUGGUCUUUUUUAAACCACCACUACAGGAUAGCAAGGAGGUGGUUUAUUUAAUAAUUAGCCUUCUUUAUAAUUAGGCGGAAACUAAACAGGUGGACUACCUGUCUUUGGAGGAAAUUAAUAACCUGCAGCAGGAGGAACCAUUUUUAAUAAUCCUAUAGGAUAGUAAGCUCCAGCUUAAGGUUAAGGUGGUAUUUUUGCUAACUAAAAACCAAUAGUCCAAAAUUAAACAUAAACUAACAAUUAAUAGCAAAUUUAACAUACUGUUUAGUCAUAAACAUGGAAAGAAGCUAAAUAAUUGUAUUAAUAGCUUUAAAAUGUAAAAAAAGAAUAAAUUUCAAUAGAAAGAGAUGUAAAUGUUAGUGAUAACAAUAAUAUUUAUGCUCAUAAACCAGUAAACAUUUUGCCUAAAGAAUUCUUUGAUGAACUGACAAAUAUUAACAAAGAUAUUUAAAAAACUGAGCAAGAUGUAGCCAAACUCGUCGAUUCUUAGAGAGAGCUAUUUAAUUAAAUAUAAGAAACAAGAAAAGUUAUUUAGCAAUCAAGUCUUUCUUUAAAAUAAACUGCAUAGUAAGUAAAAGAUAUUUAAGAAACAGUUAACGAAUUGAUUACAGAGCAAUAAGAUCAAAAAUAAUACAUCACUAAUUUCUUCUAUACCUUUACAAAUUACUUAGAAAACCACUAGUUCCCUCGUCUUAUAUUGCCUCAACCAUUUAUUAUUAAAGCUCAAGAAAAAUUCUAACUUAAGCUAGAGAAACUUUAACGUCAAAUUGAUGAAGUAGAGCAAAUGCUUUAAGUAGAAAUUUAAAAGAGAAAUGAUGAAGAAGAAUUAGCAUUCAUAUUCGUUAUUGUUGAAUAGUUAUUCAAAUAUUUCAAUAAUGUAACAGCUCUCGUUUAUGAAUUCCAUAAGCACUACGAAAGUUUCCGUAUGAAAAUAGUUCAUAUUCAAGACUAGAGAGAAUUUGGAUUUGCCUCUGAUCUAAAUGAAUCAACUAAGCAAUCUCUUAAUGAAGAGAAUCGUUACUUUAAGCUGCUUUCAAACAUUUCAGAUAAUUUAGAAAAAUAAAUUAGAAAACAUGAAGAAGAACAGUAAAUUAAGCAACCAAACGAAAAAAGAAUCUGA
Messenger RNA from Tetrahymena thermophila SB210, 1332 nucleotides. RefSeq lists its product as hypothetical. The record is from RefSeq and is a predicted model, not a curated record. Lineage: Eukaryota; Ciliophora; Oligohymenophorea; Hymenostomatida; Tetrahymenidae. The transcript has a single exon.